Molecule: messenger RNA, 945 nt
Organism: Fusarium oxysporum Fo47
Lineage: Eukaryota; Fungi; Ascomycota; Sordariomycetes; Hypocreales; Nectriaceae
Product: phytanoyl-CoA dioxygenase family protein
Exons: 9
Coding region: 1-945 (314 amino acids)
Source: RefSeq, a predicted model, not a curated record
AUGGCACCCUCACUUGUUACCAUAGACGCCUCGGAGCCUCUUGAGAAGGUCUUCUCGGUCAUCGACAGAGAUGGCGGAGUCAUUGUAUCCAACUUCCUCUCCCCAGAACUUUUAAAAGAGUCUAUGGCAGCGAUUGAGCCUCAUUUUUCGGGCCGUAAGCUGUACACCUCAACAUCGACCCAUGAUGAGCUUGGCGAAGAUUUCUUUCCCGAAGGGUCUCAGCGAGUAUACGGACUGCUGGCUAAGAUGCCUGCGCAAAUUGUCAAGAUCAUGCGGCUGCCCGUUUGGCAGGGCAUAAUGGCGCACUAUCUAAACGAUGAGUUCUCAUCGUACACAGGAGAUAAAUUGGUUCCACAAAAGAGUGGCUACGUGCUAGCCUCAACGGCAGCCUUACGAUUGGUACCGGGGGCCAAGCCCCAGCCUCUUCAUAGGGAUCAAAUUGCAUACCAGACUCGUCCAGACCCGAGCAACCCUCUCUUCACUCCGAUCUUUGGAUGUUUGAUUGCUGGAUCGAAGUGCACCUACAAAAAUGGGGCUACAGCUGUUAUACCUGGCAGUCACCUUUGGGGCGCUGAUCGUAUCCCGAAGUUAGAAGAAUGCACGUAUGCAGAGAUGGAGCCUGGAUCAGCGUUGUUUACUCUAGGAUCCACUUAUCACGCCGCGGGAGAGAACAAGUGUGAUAGAUCAGACCCCGACGCUCUCCGCACUCUCUUUGCAUGCUUUGCGCAGCGUGACUACUACCGGCUUGACCAGGAUGAAGUCCUCAGUACUCCCAUCGAGAUUGCUCGAACUCUGCCCGAUGACAUCCUCAGAUUGGCAGGCUACUACAAGGCUGUUAGCGGAGUUGGCUAUGUCGAGGACCACCAAAACCCAGUGGAGUUUAUGCAAAAGCAGGAGAAUGGGAUUGGCAAGUUUGGGCCGGCUAGCGACAUGAUAACUGUCUAG